AUGGACGAACUGGAAAAACUCUCAAAUGAUCUUGCUUCUACGUCCAUGAAUGAUUCAGCUCCACAGAUUGCUGGAUUAUCAUAUCGAUCGAUGCCGAAGAUUGAAUUGCCUAAAUUUUCUGGAAGUUACACGGAGUGGGAAAAUUUCAAAGAUUUGUUUAUAUCUUUGGUUCAUUCAAAUCCUGGAGUCUUGUCAGUGGAGAAGCUUCAUCAUUUAAAAUCCAAUCUUAUAGGUGAAGCGGCUCAACUUCUUCAUCGAAUUCCGAUCACUCGAGGCAAUUAUCAGUGUUGCUGGGACCUACUUUCGGAGCGCUUUGAGAAUAAAAGAGUUCUUAUCAACUCUCAUUUGGCUGAGCUUUUUUCAAUCCAGCCAAUGAAAGCUGAGUCUUCGAGUGCUCUGAAGGAGGUAUGUAAUACAACGAUUGAUAACGUCGAAGCUUUAUCUGGCUUGGAAGAACUGGUGGACAAAUGGUCAUCAUGGCUGGUAUAUAUUACUGUAGAGAAAUUAGAUCGUCAGUCUCGUCGUGAUUGGGAAACUUCUCUUAGAAAUUCCACGAAUGCUCCAACGUUUGAUCAAUUGAAAACCUUCUUGCAAACCAGGAUUCGGACGUUGGAAGUUUUAGAUUCUACUGCAAAUCAAACUAAUCAGUCUUCGUCUCAAAAAUCUUCCAAAUCUCAGUUUCAGAAAAAAAGGUUUGUAAAGUUCACGAAAUCCUCGAGUUCUACAACAGCCAACGUCAACGCAAUUUCAGAGCAGCCAAUGAAGGAACAAGCAGCUAAAGAGCAGCAAACGUAG
This is a messenger RNA of Belonocnema kinseyi, 795 nucleotides long. RefSeq lists its product as uncharacterized. The record is from RefSeq and is a predicted model, not a curated record. The transcript has a single exon. NCBI's taxonomy places the organism in Eukaryota, Metazoa, Arthropoda, Insecta, Hymenoptera, Cynipidae. The coding region runs from base 1 to 795 and encodes 264 amino acids.